Molecule: messenger RNA, 2464 nt
Organism: Micropterus salmoides (largemouth bass)
Lineage: Eukaryota; Metazoa; Chordata; Actinopteri; Centrarchiformes; Centrarchidae
Product: transmembrane protein 87A-like
Exons: 20
Coding region: 48-1694 (548 amino acids)
Biological process (GO): retrograde transport, endosome to Golgi
Cellular component (GO): Golgi apparatus; Golgi cisterna membrane
Source: RefSeq, a predicted model, not a curated record
AACUGGAGGCGGAUACGAGUCUGACCUGUAAGUUAGUAGAUGCUCAAAUGAAGAUGCCAGAUGCUCAGGCUCAUCGGUUAUGUUUGCUGCUUUUUGCACUAGUUUUCCGUUUCGGGACAGCGGCAGAGGUCUCCGUAUGGAAGGUGGACAUCAACUCGACACAGGAUGCUGUGUUUCGAAAGACGCUAUAUACCAACACCACCAUCUUCAUGAAGUUCCAGGGUGACGCAGCGUCAUGUGAUAGAAACCUACCAUUCAACAUCAGCUGGUACCUGCGCUCCUCUGUCUGCUACAAUGAGGUCUUUAACACACCAGACAACAAAGCCAUGAACAUGUUCGGUAUGGACCACAUGUUGAAAGACGGCUGGAGUGGCUUCUACAGUCAGGGCUAUAUGUACUUUGACAACUGCUCCUCCCUCUUCUUACCAAAGGUGUAUUAUGCAGACUUCAACCCAUAUCAGCCCCUCAUUAGCCCAAAGAGUGACCCAUCAAAUCAGACGCUUUUUUGGCCUGACAAGCCAGAUAUCGGUGCAGUGGCCAAAGCUUGGGAGGACAGUCCAUAUCUGUUCAUAGUGAAGGUGCAACCUUUAUACAGAGUUGAGGAUGAAGACAACGCAGAGCACCUCAACUUUGCCUUUACAAUGGUAGUUGAGAUGAAGAGACCACAUGACUACUCUUCUCCAGCAGACUGGCCCCUGAUGAUGUUCUUCAUGAUCAUGUGCAUUGUGUAUGUGCUGUUUGGGGCUCUCUGGCUCUUCUGGUGUGCCUGCUAUUGGAGGGAUCUGUUGCGGAUCCAGUUCUGGAUCGGUGCUGUCAUCAUCCUGGGCAUGCUGGAAAAAGCUGUGUUUUACUCAGAAUACCAGAGCAUCCGUUACAAAGGAGACUACGUUCAAGGUGCUGUGAUUUUUGCUGAGCUGCUCUCUGCACUCAAAAGAUCUCUAGCCAGAAUCCUGGUCCUCAUUGUCAGUCUUGGUUAUGGCAUAGUCAAGCCCAGGUUGGGUACCACAGUGCACAGGCUGGUAGCUGUUGGGCUUCUCUACCUGCUCUUCUCCUCUGUGGAAGGUGUGCUAAGAGUGACUGGUGGUUUCUAUGGGACGGUUGCCCUGGUGGCCAAUCUCAGCCUCUCCCUUAUUGACUCCUGUGUCAUGUGGUGGAUUUUCAUCAGUCUGUCUCAAACCACUCGUCUCCUGAAGCUCCGCAGAAAUGUAGUGAAACUCUCUUUGUAUCAGCACUUUACCAACACUCUAAUCUUCUCUGUUGUCGCUUCCAUCAUAUUCAUCAUCUGGACCACCAAAGUUUUCAAGCUGGUAGACUGCCAGACGGGUUGGAGGGACUUGUGGGUAGACGAUGCUUUCUGGCGUCUCCUGUUCUCCACCAUUCUUCUGGUUAUCAUGGUGCUGCUGCGACCCUCUGCUAACAGCCAGAGGUUCUCCCAUUCUCCUCUUAUUGAUGAAGAUGAUGAAGAGGAAGAGGCUAAGGAGCCCAUGCUGAGUGAGGCAUUUGAGGGAAUGAAGAUGAGAGGCUCAAAGCCUGACUCUAAUGGCUCCCAGAAACUGUUGAGUAAAGAGGAUGAAGACCUGAAAUGGGUUGAGGAGAACAUUCCUACAACUGUUGCCGAUGUAGCUCUCCCUGUAAUGCUAGAUGAGGAAGAGGAAAUCCUGAAAACCAAGAUGGAGAGAUCCAAAAUGGAAUAGACGUAAAAGCGAGAAGAUGACGUGAGAAUAAAAUGAAGGCAAUUUCACUGAGGCGUCAAUGAAUGCGUUCUGAGUGGUCUGAUUACCAAAAAAUGUGGGCAAAGCUAACCGUUCCCUCCAGAGACUUUCCUUUUUUUAUUUUAUUUUACAGGUACAAUGUAACACUAGAAAGCUCACAGAAGCAUUAAUUGUGUGUUUAUAUUAAGGCGGGACUGUGCAAUCCGUAGUUAGAUGGGUUGGCUGUUAAUGUCAUGAUUGGCAUUCUGUGAAGGGGGUGAAACUGAAUCAAUUACAAAGCACAGGACUUCGAUAAAUAUUUUAUUUGUUUCAUAGAUGUUUCUUCAGUAACACCAAAGUCAAGUCAAGCAGAAACUGGCUGAAUUACACGAUGCCCUUGUGAAAAAUAGACUAUUUAUCAAAAUCCUGUCCUGUGGUUUUAAACUUUAAUGGGGCGUGUGGUUUUAUGAGCACUGGGGAGGAACAUGAAAACAUCUGAGAGAAGUUUCCUCACCUGCUUUUCCUCACCUGAAUUGCAGAUCGCCUGAUUGGUCAAAUUUGUAAGACUGUGAGGACUGAUUUCAAAUCUGUUCAGGUACAAAUUGGCGGAUGUCUCAGCCAAGAAAUCAGAUGAUUGAAAACACAUGCUGAAAACGCCAAGUUAUUAUGCAUAGUAAAAUUAUAUUUGAGCAAACACAAUGAAUGAAACAUUUGAACUGUAGGUUAUCUUCAGAGGUGUACUGUGCCAUAAAUAAAAUGCUGUUUUCAGUUUG